Molecule: messenger RNA, 4056 nt
Organism: Drosophila erecta
Lineage: Eukaryota; Metazoa; Arthropoda; Insecta; Diptera; Drosophilidae
Gene: beat-IIIa
Exons: 7
Coding region: 337-1374 (345 amino acids)
Source: RefSeq, a predicted model, not a curated record
AGGCACUGUGAGCAUGAGUUUUUUUUAGUCGCUAUUUCAACUUUGAAGUGAACGCACGUCAUUUUUGUCGCGCGCGUUGUUACAAUCCCCUCUUUUUGAAGGAGCCAAACGAAACCCGAAACUGAAAACUGAGCCAAUCGAAUAACACGCACACUUUCAAAGUUCGUGUGUGUGUGUGUGCGUGAGCGAGUGGUCACUAAAAAGGCAGCAGUAAAGGGGAGCCCCAAAACAACAACUUAAUGUCCAAAUGAAAUAAGUGAAAAUUUCACACCGAAAUUAAUAAAGACAUUAGUGCGUGUGGGCGUGGCUCAUUUGGGGCAUUUAACGGAGGCCAAGAUGUGUGCGGAGGAUCCCUUUACCCAGCACCAGCUGCCGCACCACCAUAAAACCGAGCACCACCAAUGCCUCCAGCAGCUGCGGAUGAAUAUGGAGCAACAGGACGGAGCUCUCUCUCCAGGAGUGAGAAAAUCGGCCACAGGAAGGACGGCGGCCACGAGUUUGCAGAUCUGGUAUAUCCUACAUGUGAUACUAGUCCUAAUCGACAUUAGCAGCUCGCUGACAAUGACCGAGGUGAAGAUACCCAAUCACAUAAUGCGCCUGAAGAGCGCCACUCUGGGCUGUCGUUACGCCCUCGACGGGGAGUCCUUGUACUCGGUGAAGUGGUAUAAGGACGGGCACGAGAUCUACCGCUAUGUGCCACGCGAUAAGCCCCCCGGACAGUCCUUCCCCCUGCCCGGCGUCAACAUCGAUCUGCGUAACUCCUCGGACACCCAGAUCCUCCUGCGCCGCGUUACCCUGCAGAGUUCCGGACUUUAUCGGUGCGAGGUGUCCGGCGAGGCGCCCGCAUUCAACACCGUAUCCGAGUCGGAGACCAUGACCGUUGUGGUGACUCCCAACCACGGACCGAAAAUAACAGGUGGCCAGCCGCGCUACCAAAUCGGAGACACCGUCCGGGUGAACUGCACCUCGUCGCCGUCCAAGCCCGUCUGCCACCUGAGCUGGCUUAUUAAUGGGGAACCGGUGCAGAAGUCGCACCUGCGGCAGUACGACAAGGUGGUGGUGAAUCGAGAUGGGUUGGAGAUGGCUCGCUUGGGCCUGGAGUUCAAGGUGCGGCCCUUCCACUUCAAGCACGGCGACAUGAAGCUGAAGUGCGUGGCCAAGAUCAGCUCCUUGUAUCUGCAGAGCAAUGAGGAGAGUGUGGAAGGCGAAAGCCAGCAGCGAGCCCCGGCAUUGGAAUCGCGGGAGACGGUGGCAGCCAAGUCGAGCACGAUUGCUGCCGGCUGUGCAACACUGCCCUCAAGCCUGAUUGUAGUACUGCCACCUGUUAUCCUGCUGCUGCUGUUUCAAAAUGGGAACUGGCCCAGAAAUAGUUAACUCUUUUAAGAAUAAGGAUCGCAAUAACUGAAGCCCAUUGACUAGCAGAGCCGUUCGUAAAAGCAGACAUAUCCUACGCCAAAAACUUUAAGACAGAAACCAAGGGAUUUAUUUAUACCUUUGGUUUAAUUCAAAAUUCAAUCGAUGUAUGUGUGCAUGAAAAAAGAGGAUAUAUAUUACCUAAUUAAGAGCCAGAUAUUCCACUAGAAUAUCGAAAUGGUAACUACUUAACGCGAGCAUUUAAACAGAGGCUAAGAAACUGUAAAUAAAUAUUCUUAGUAUUAGGCAAUUGUAUGUAGCUCUAAGAAAUUGUUGUUUAGGCAAAUCAUUCGUUGAUCUUAUGUGAUAUUUUCUUCAUUUUGAGAGCGAUAGGAAGUAAAUCCGUGUAGAAAAUUAAUUGCAUUCGACAUAUUUGAUUUCAUUUUGAAAAUCCUUUCAAUUUAUCAUCCAUUUUGGGCAUAUCAAAAGCAACAAUACAUUUCGAUUGUAAAAAACAUAUUCGCACUUUGAUCUACAUACCAAGACAAUUUAACCUAACACAAUUUUUCAUUAACUUAAGAUUUAAAGCAAGUGUAAGAAAAUUGUAAAGCAAAAAGUCUAAACUUUAUAGAAUUAAACUAAUGGAAACCAUGAAAACCAAGUAAUAUCAGCCAGAAAGUAAUUAAGCUAAGACUAAGGAAAACUUGCAUUUGCAUUCCAAAAAUUCCUCAAAGAGAAAGAUUAUGGAUAAGUAUUUUCAUCAGAAAGCUGUAAAUAGCCAGACAAAAAGCCAAGGAUUGCACAAGUUAAAAACUUUCAAAUUUGGCAGUAGUCCUGAUAUAAGCGUGUAUGUAACUAAAUGUAAUCGGUUUAAUCAGUGCCGAGCUGAGAAAUGUCGAAAGGCCAUUUCAAAAUUCUCAUUACCUAUGAAAAUGUUCUUGCAAAGGAAACUAAGCCUGGUUGUUUUCAAUCAUUUCUGAGAGCUGUAAUAGUUUCACACACUGUUCUGUUAGUUCGUUAAAAACUGUAAUGAAGGUAUAUGACCAGGUGAUAUUCACAGCUGAGCUGUUGCACCACAGAUCUGUGGGCAGCCGAAUCAAGGAGACACGGCGCCAUUGGGAGGAGCGGUGCUCCUGGUUUCCGGCUGCCCAAAGGAAUUUGGAAGCAAGGUGUUCUGAAAUUUACAAGGAGAGUUUCGAGCAGUACGGCAACGAUCACUUCGAGUUCUAUGCAAACAGAAAUCGUUUGAGGGAAGAACACAGAGUUAAUACCAAAUCAUAUAGACGUCGGGAAAGAAGAAGGUCUCAUAGACCCAUGGACCACUUAAAGGAAUUCAGGGUGUCACCAACUUCAAAUGGGGAUUACGGAAGUGUUCGGCCAAUGCAACUCCUUCAAUGGCUUUCUAAAUCUUAAAUCUAAACGAUUAAAUUGUAAAGUUUGCAAAAUAGUAAGAUAGAACUAGUAUAAAUAAACAUACACCAAACCACAUUGAGGUAAGGUGUAUUGACCUUAUAAAGAAAAUGAAAAGAGAAUGAAAAGAUUAUAGGCAAAUUACCAUAAACUGGCAUCGUUUACUUAAACAUAUUCAAUUGUAAUGCGAAUUGAUUCAAACUUAAAUUUCAAGGAGCUUUUGUUCACUUUUAAAGAAGGUCAAAUCCAUUAGUUGUACCAGCCACUUCAAACCAUUUUUAAAUGUAAAUUCGUAUGAGCUAUUCAUAAAAAGAAAAUAUUCGUGUAUGACAAUUUUAAUAGUUUGAGAAAAAAAGUUUGGAAAAAACCAAUUGAGGCAGUCAUUCUUUCCAAUGAGUAACAUUAAAUUCCCCCUUGAGAAAUUAGCCACAUGCAUGAUACAAAUCCUUGCCUUAUGCAUGAUACAAAUCCUUUGCCUUAUGCUAAUGUGGCUCAAACUGAGUCAGAGUGCCCCAAAGUCCGAUACCGAGCAGUUUAUGGCGAAACAAAAAAGGUGGAAAUUGUCUGAGACAUGCAAAAUGCGAAAACGCGCAACGAACCGCAAUCGAAUGCAUUCAAGUCCAAACAGAGUAACCAAGCAGCAAACAAAAGGCCAAAAGCAGUUCAUGACUCAUGCGAUGACUGGGGUUUCCAUAUGGAAAGGUACAUCGCAUGUCUGCCGGAGUCACCUGGGCGUGAGAAAUGCAAUCCAAUGGCUCAUUUGCAUACAAAGCCGUUCGAUUGUGGGCCAAAGGCAUCGGGGCGAUGGCUACAAAUGGCCAGCAAGCAGCUGCUGGUCUGGGCCGAAAAUUUAUCUCGGACAUCUCAGCUUGGCAUUGAUCGACUGGCAAGGGGCGUAGACCCCUACAACUUAGCCAAAAUGAAUGUUUCUUGUACAUAGCCAGCGACGUUUGAACUCAAAUUUACUUAGGAUCUAAGCGAAAUAAAUCCUCGGCAACUCUGUAAGCUAAUCUACGUCUAAAUCUAAGCAAAUCUUGUGCGUGUUGUAAAUUCAAAAUUAAAACAUAACUAAACCAAACCCAGAAGAGGCGGAAAAUAAACAUUCCUUGUCGGAUUUAGCUAAGUCAACAACUAACCUUCCUUCAUUAACCUUCAUCAAUGAACUUUGUUAAUACUUUAGUUUACCAUUUAUUUGUAAGAAUUGGAAAAUCAAAUGUUCGACAAAGAAAGUAAAAACCAGAUAGUUUGUAAAACUGAACAUGAAAAUGAAAAAUAAAUUAAGUCAAGAAAAGC